Gongylonema pulchrum is the source of this 819-nucleotide messenger RNA. Lineage: Eukaryota; Metazoa; Nematoda; Chromadorea; Rhabditida; Gongylonematidae. The record is from the annotation of a GenBank genome assembly.
AUGGUUUCAGUGCAGAAUGGGAUUGCGACAGCAGCGCAACAGCAAAAAAUGUUUGAAAACUUGUUGGUGGAGCAGGCGACUCGCAGUUCGGCAGCGGUUGCUCACGACAAGAUUGGUGUAUCGGAGCCAUUAAUUCCUGAUAGUAGAAAUGUUGGCCUGCUUACCAGUCCGGAGUCUGUGAAAGAACACAUCUCGCGGUUGAUCAGUGAAAACGAGGCUAUUUUGGAACAGAAUCCGGGUCUUCUCAAACGGCGCCCUUAUCAUCGACAAGUUGGAUCGCAGUCAUCUGUCGAAUUAGAACCAGGAGUGCGUGAUGUACGCUUACAGUGUACCCGAAGUCAGACAUUUUGCGAGUCGCAAACUCCACUGGCCGCUGUCCGAGCCACCAGUGGUAGCGGAGGUUCACUGACAAAUGGACAGCCGAUCGUGAAAGCGCCAGAGAAGUGCUCUGUAUGCAAUUAUUGUCAGUUGAAAUUCGCAAACGAAGCAGCCCUGGAUGCACACGAAAUACGAUGCAGCAAGUGUGUCUCAGAGUUUAUUUGCAGACGUGCGGAGCUGCAUCCGCAAGCAGCAGCACCAUUACAAGCGGUGCAUCAGAGCUCAACAACCAGCAGUGGAACGGGUGAAAAUGUUGCUCGCAAGGCAAGUGUCGGCACUCCCAGUGUUGCUUCAUCACCAUCUCUACACGAAAAUCGUCACCCACUGAAAAGGCGCCUUCUUGCGGCAGCAGAGCAUCUCAACGAGCAAGCUUCCACAAGCAAAGCUCUAAAAUUGGUAAUUUCACUCUUCCACGGUGUAAUAUCAUUUUCAAGACUGUAG